Gasterosteus aculeatus aculeatus (three-spined stickleback) is the source of this 1802-nucleotide messenger RNA. It is a transcript of the gene ftsj1, whose product is annotated as FtsJ RNA 2'-O-methyltransferase 1. Gene Ontology annotation, biological process: cytoplasmic translation; tRNA methylation. NCBI's taxonomy places the organism in Eukaryota, Metazoa, Chordata, Actinopteri, Perciformes, Gasterosteidae. The record is from RefSeq and is a predicted model, not a curated record. Gene Ontology annotation, molecular function: tRNA methyltransferase activity. Gene Ontology annotation, cellular component: cytoplasm.
ACCGCAGUUUGGGAACGGUUCUUUUUGCGCCGAAAGUCGAUGUGGUGCUGUUGUUUAACAUGUAUUGUUUUAUAUAAAUGUGUAUGUUUUCAACCCGGGGAGAAAUACUAAUCUAACGUUAGACAAGACGCUGUGGCAGCCGUGAAAUAGGCAGUUUUUAGGAACACGCCAAACCCCGUUGUAAAAGUGGUUAAAAUCAGGCUAUGCGCGUUAACAAUGUUUCCUAAACGAUGACCAAAUAUAUUUUGGAUCCAUUACGAUGCGCUGGUAAAUUCGGGCGAUAUAGAGCAAACGAAACUCCAGCCACUAAUGAAUGAAUGAUUUGGACUAUUUUAGUUAAAUAACAGUAGCGGCAGAACCUCGUAGCUAAAACACGUGGACUGAUGGUGACCAUCACCUGUGUUCGUUAAAAGUGGGUCAGAGGUCACAAUGGGUCGCUCCUCCAAAGACAAGCGGGACAUUUAUUACCGCCUGGCCAAAGAAGAGGGCUGGAGAGCGAGGAGUGCCUUCAAGCUGCUGCAGCUCGACCUCGAGUUCAACCUGUUCACAGGUGUGUCCAGAGCCGUUGAUCUGUGUGCGGCUCCCGGCAGCUGGAGUCAGGUCCUCAGUCGGAAACUCAGAGGGCAGGAGGGGAAGGGCGACGCUGGGGAGGAGGUGAAGAUCGUGGCGGUGGACCUGCAGGCCAUGGCCCCCCUACCAGGAGUCACCCAGAUCCAGGGAGACAUCACCAAGGUGUCGACGGCUCAGGAGAUCAUCCGUCACUUUGAGGGUCAGCCGGCCGACCUGGUGGUGUGUGACGGCGCUCCGGACGUAACCGGGCUCCACGACGUGGACGAGUACAUCCAGGCUCAGCUCCUGCUGGCCGCUCUGAACAUCACGACUCACGUCCUGAAACCUGGAGGGACCUUUGUGGCCAAGAUCUUCCGGGGGAAGGAUGUGACUCUGUUGUACUCUCAGCUGAAGAUCUUCUUCAGCGGUGUGACCUGCGCCAAGCCUCGCAGCAGCAGGAACUCCAGCAUUGAGGCGUUCGUGGUGUGCCAGAAUUACUCUCCUCCUGACGGUUACGUCCCCAAUAUGUCCAACCCUCUGCUGGAUCAUUCCUACGACGUGGACUUUAACCAGCUGGAGGGUCCGAACCGCGUCAUCGUUCCCUUCCUGGCGUGCGGUGACCUCAGCGCUUUUGACUCAGACAGGACUUAUCCUCUGGAGUUGAAUGCUGACAAACCGUACCAAUACACCCCCCCCACCCAACCGCCGAUACGGCCCCCAUACCAGCAGGCCUGCCACCUGCGCAAAAACAACCUGCUGUCCAGGGAAGACGCUCCGUCCAACCAGAGUCAAGAGGAGGCGGAUCCACCGGACGAGUCAUCGUCAAAGGAACAGUCAGAGCAAUGUGUUUAACUUAGCAGGGGGAGGGAGGGAAUGGCUAGUCUUUUCCUCUAGCUACCUUUGUACCAAUGUUAAUUGUCGAUGAAAACUAUGACGAGAAAUUUGUUAACCUUUUUUUCCAUGACCUAGGACGAGACGAAAACUAUCUUAAAUAAAAACUGACUAAAUCUAUUCUAACUUUCGUUGACGAGACGAACAUGUUGGUGGUUGACGAAGUCACGAUACUUUUUUCCCCCCUAAAUUCGCACGCAGCUAACAGACAGACAAAGUACGGCGGAUAUUAACGCGUCAUGAUGACGUCAUCCACAAACCCAGAACGCUCGCAUCGGCGAGUUUAAAUGUGGCUUCAUUUGUUUAGCUCAGCUGUCUCGGUUUAGCUGACUUAGCAGGCUGAAGUCGCGCUGCUUCAGAAA